Xenia sp. Carnegie-2017 is the source of this 1658-nucleotide messenger RNA. Its product is annotated as 2-(3-amino-3-carboxypropyl)histidine synthase subunit 1-like. The transcript has 13 exons. Gene Ontology annotation, biological process: protein histidyl modification to diphthamide. Gene Ontology annotation, molecular function: 2-(3-amino-3-carboxypropyl)histidine synthase activity. The record is from RefSeq and is a predicted model, not a curated record. NCBI's taxonomy places the organism in Eukaryota, Metazoa, Cnidaria, Anthozoa, Malacalcyonacea, Xeniidae. Bases 1 to 1500 code for a protein of 499 amino acids.
AUGUACCUAUCAACCAGCGAUAGAAAUUCAAUCGAUUUCAAUUCAAUUACAGAUGAUGAGUCUGUGGUGAAAAAUAUGGGCGACAAGCCACAAAAAAAGGACCAUAUUGACCAUCAACCUGAGUAUCGCAUUCAAGUAUCGUCAGCAAACAAGAACAGAAAACAUUUUACCGGCAAACAUGGUGUAAAAAUUGUCAGCCAAAUUCCAGAUGAUAUAUUGAAUAAUAGUGAAUUAAACAGUGCAAUCACUCAGCUUCCAUCAAAUUAUAAUUUUGAAAUUCAUAAAACAAUAUGGCGUCUGAGAAAGAGCAAAGCAAAACAAGUGGCUUUGCAAUUUCCUGAAGGUUUGCUAAUAUUUGCUUGUGCCAUUGCUGAUAUCCUUGAAAUGUAUGCCGAGGUUGACACAGUGAUAAUGGGAGAUGUGACUUAUGGAGCGUGUUGUGUUGAUGAUUUUACUGCUAGAGCUCUAGGCUGUGACUUUAUGGUACAUUAUGCUCAUAGUUGCUUGAUUCCUGUUGAUGCAAUGUGUGGUCUCAAAAUGCUCUAUGUGUUUGUUGACAUCAAGAUAGACACAGCUCAUUUCAUUGAUACGCUCAAAUAUAAUUUUCCUCUCAACUCAAAGCUUUCUCUUGUUAGUACUAUACAAUUUGCUGCGGCUUUGCAGUUCUCUGCAAUGGAGUUAUCAUCAGACUUCACCAUAGAUAUACCACAGUGUAAACCAUUAUCCCCUGGUGAGAUUCUUGGUUGUACUUCUCCAACAAUCACUAAUAAAGAUGCCUUGAUAUAUUUGGGUGAUGGACGAUUUCAUUUGGAGUCAGUGAUGAUUGCAAAUCCAACUAUACCAGCAUAUAAAUACGAUCCAUACAGUAAGAUUUUCUCUCGGGAAUAUUAUGAUAUUGACAAGAUGCAUAAAAGUCGACAGAUGGCUAUAAAUAAAGCAACAAAUGCUGAAACAUUUGGAUUAAUUCUAGGAACUCUUGGGCGACAAGGAAAUCCUAAAAUUUUAAUGAAUCUUGAAAAAUGCCUUGAAGGGCGCAAUAAGAAAGUUGUUAGAUUAUUAUUAUCUGAAAUAUUCCCUUUUAAACUUGAUUUAUUUAACAACGUUGAUGCUUGGGUUCAAAUAACCUGUCCACGCAUUUCUAUUGAUUGGGGAAUGUCAUUUACGAAACCACUACUCACACCAUAUGAGACCAUGGUUGCUAUAAAAUCAAUUGACUGGCAGCAACAAUAUCCCAUGGACUAUUAUUCCAACCUAAGUCUUGGAGCUUGGACACCAAAUCAUGAAGACUGUAGACUGGGCAAAAGGAGAAGUAAAAUAAAGAAUUUGCAAGAAAAAGAUAAAAUAAAGAAUUUGCAAGAAAAAGAUGAAAUAAAGAAUUUGCAAGAAAAAGAGAAAAUAAAGAAUUUGCAAGAAAAAGAUAAAAUAAAGACUUCGCAAGAAAAACAAACUUUUAAUACGGACGUUAAAAAUUGUGGGCAUUGCUCUUGCUACAGAACGUAAACAAUGUGAAUAGUUCCUUUGAGCUUCAACCAUGUUGUACAAACACCCUAAAAGCACUUUAUAGCUUCAUCAAUGUUAUACAACAAGUCUAAUGUUUGCUCAAAAUUCAAACAAAUUGUAUAAUAAAAAUUAUGCUAGCUUUAAAGUACUUAUAAAAA